GACGUAGCGUGGCGGCGCGGCAGCCCGGUCCCGCGGGCGGAGGAUGGCGUGUCGCGGCGCCUGCUGCUGCUCCAGCGCGGGUCGCCUCAACGCGGACAACGCGCGGUUCCUCCUGCUGGCGGUGCUGAUCGUGCUGUACAUGCUGUGCGGCGCCGCCGUCUUCUCGGCCAUCGAGCUGCCCACGGAGCGGGAGGCUAAGGAGCGCUGGGAGGAACGCCUGGAGAACUUCACCCGGCGCCACAACCUCAGCCGUGCCGAGCUCCGGCACUUCCUCCGCGAAUACGAGGAGGCGAGCGUGGCCGGCAUCCGCGUCGAUGACAUCCGGCCCCGAUGGGAUUUCACCGGCGCUUUCUACUUCGUGGGCACUGUCGUUUCUACUAUCGGGUUUGGUAUGACCACCCCAGCCACCGUUGGAGGCAAAAUUUUUCUGAUAUUUUACGGCCUUAUAGGAUGUGCAGGGACCAUUUUGUUCUUUAACCUGUUCCUGGAGCGCUUGAUCACUGUCAUAGCUUACGUCAUGAAGUCCUGCCACGAGAGACAGCUGAGGAGGAAAGGGGUUCUCCCUCACAACGGCCGCCGGGGCUCGGGGAGCUCCGAGGUGGACAGCCUGGCGGGCUGGAAGCCCUCUGUGUACUAUGUAAUGCUGAUUCUAUGUGUAGCAUCCCUCAUCAUUUCCUGCUGUGCCUCUGCAAUGUACACACCGAUUGAAGGGUGGAGUUACUUUGAUUCACUUUACUUCUGCUUUGUGGCCUUCAGCACCAUUGGUUUUGGUGAUCUGGUCAGUAGCCAGAACGUCAGGUAUGAGAGCCAAGGCCUUUACCGCUUUGGCAACUUUGUCUUCAUACUCAUGGGGGUGUGCUGCAUCUACUCCUUAUUUAAUGUGAUCUCUAUUGUCAUCAAGCAGUCCAUAAACUGGAUAUUAAAGAAAUUGGCCUGCAAGUGCUGCCACAGGUGCCAAAGAAGAUUAUUUCGUUCACGGAGGAACGUGGUGAUGCCGGGAAAUGUGCGCAGCCGGAGGAACAUCUCCAUUGAGACCGACGGUGUCAAUGAGAGCGACACGGACGGACGCCGUCUGUCAGGGGAGAUGAUCUCCAUGAAAGACUUCCUGGCCUCCAAUAAAGUCUCACUGGCCAUCAUGCAGAAACAGCUGUCAGAAACUGCUAAUGGGUAUCCAAGGCAAAUAAGCUCUAACUCAAAACAAAAUGGAUUCUCUGGUGGGGUAGGAGCCCUAGCAAUUAUGAAUAACAGACUGGCAGAGACAAGUGUGGAUAGGUAAAAUAAUGACAGUAAUAGCAGUGAAACAGUGUGAACCAUUUCAACAGGUAUUGAAACAACAUGAAUCAAGUGAAAUAGCUAGGGAGAGAGCACCACCUGAGGGUGGGAUCAUGUGAAGAGCAUACCUCCUGAUGGAAGACCUCUUGACUUUUUUGGGGGCUGUCAUCUAAUGUUUUUGCAUUGUACCAGUCCCAACUCCUCAAGCAGGUUACUGCAGGAGGAUUUUAAUUUAGCCUUCAGAUAAAAUUUCUAUGUUCUGUUGUUCUCCAUUAUGUGACAUACAGAUUUCAGGAUAAGAAAUCUGUGGAAUGAGAAGAAACCAAGUGUGUCUACGGAACACAUUCUUAAUAGAGAUUGUUUAGAGCUCUCUGUCUUACUCUCAUCAUGCCUGUUUCCUGGAAGUGACUUAUCUGAGACCAAAAGAUGAAUCAGCCUUUGUGAUAUUGCAGAUCUAAUUUAAUGGAAAAUAGUAUGAAAGUUGGUAGGUAUAUUCUGGAGCUAUUGUAGUGUGAAUGGGGAGAGAAUUUUGCCUUUAAAAUUUAUUUAGUCUUUCCUAUAAUAGGAUACUGUCAAAAGUGAUAGAAUAAAAACUUAUCCUACUUUUGUUUUCUUCAUUUUCAAAACAUGGUUCUUUUCCAAGGAUACUUUUUCUUCUAGAGUUGAAUCACUGUGGCUUUCUGCUUCAAAAAUGUCAAAUUAAAUUGAAAAUUGACAUACUGAUGAGUGGUAUGAAUUAUUCCACAAUAGCAAUCAAGGACUUUCCAAAUUUCUGUUCAUAUUUGCCUCAAUUGUGACUGAAGCAUCAGCAUCUGUAAUGCAACUAGUAACUGAGUUUACACAACAGGCUUUAGUAUGCAAUUAGAUUGCUAUGCCAGCAUCCAGAGUGUUAUCAUAAAUGACUGCGAUCACAGAAUCACUUUGGCAGUGUCCUUUUUCUCUUUCGUGUAACUCUGUCAUUCUUCAUCUGUUUCCCUGGCUUUCAGUGAUAAUAAUGACAGUGUCUUGAUUAGGGAAAUAGAAAAUGUUUUAAUUCCUUGUUUUUCUCAAUGAAAUGCUCUGAGUGCUCAUUAUGACUAGAAAGGAAAUUUCAAUGAGAAGAAUAAUAACAGUGAGAAGAUCAUGAAAAGAGGAAAAGAAGUGAUCUUAAAUGACAAUGAAAUCAUCCUUUGUAUUAGGUAGCUAGAGAAAUAAGGAAUUAAAUUAACAUAAAUUCUAGCAAGAAUUUAAGGAAGACUGGGCUGAAUUCCUGGCUCUCCUUUAAACUUGCAACACAUUAAAGCUAAACAGUAUACAAGAGUGUAAAUAAGCAGAACUGGUCACAAAGGACCCCAUCUCCUGGAAAGAGUAGUAUAUGCAUCAGGACUAAAUGUUUUCUCACAGCUGAAAAGUCUUUCAGAAUACUGCAAUAUUAGGAAAUUUAGAACAUCAUUAUGUGGUUCUCUUAUAUGGAACAGUGCAGAUAGCCUUUUCAGUCUCAUUUGUGUUAGGAGUUGAUUAUUUUUCUUUAUUCUGGUCUAAAGUUCUUUCACUUAGGUUUUUAAUAUUAUAGAAUAACAUUUUUAUACUCAUUUUAUCAAUAUCUGAACUUGAAAACAAAAGCUUGGAAUCCUUUAAUAUAAUAAGCUAACCCAAGAUAUUCAACAAAUGUACCUAACUAGUGAAAAAAUUGCAAGCUCUUUUGAUGUUAUUAGGGGUAAAAAUCCUGAUUUAAGUCAAAUCCUGCUGUUCUUAAUUACAAGGAAAUCUUCAAAUUGAAAUCCAAAUUCUGAUAUCUGUCAACUAAUCUGUGCAGCAACGGAAUAGUUUUAGCAGUAUCCCUUCACAUUUGCAGCCAUGUAAAAUCUGAAUCAGCUUCCAAACCUAAGUUUUGUGAGAAGUGCAGUUUUGUUUGGUUUUUUGGGGAGGGGGGUAUGUUUUAGCAAAAAUUGCUACUGAGCUAUUUAAGAUGAAAUUAUAAUACCCAAGAUC
Messenger RNA from Agelaius phoeniceus (red-winged blackbird), 3243 nucleotides. It is a transcript of the gene KCNK13, whose product is annotated as potassium two pore domain channel subfamily K member 13. Gene Ontology annotation, cellular component: plasma membrane. Gene Ontology annotation, molecular function: potassium ion leak channel activity; outward rectifier potassium channel activity. The record is from RefSeq and is a predicted model, not a curated record. Gene Ontology annotation, biological process: potassium ion transmembrane transport; stabilization of membrane potential. Lineage: Eukaryota; Metazoa; Chordata; Aves; Passeriformes; Icteridae.